Molecule: messenger RNA, 1069 nt
Organism: Trematosphaeria pertusa
Lineage: Eukaryota; Fungi; Ascomycota; Dothideomycetes; Pleosporales; Trematosphaeriaceae
Exons: 3
Coding region: 1-741 (246 amino acids)
Source: RefSeq, a predicted model, not a curated record
AUGUGUCACUGGGUUCUGCGGAUCUGGAAAUGCGGCGACAGCUUCUUCACCAAGUACUCUUCCUGUUCCUUCGACCGGGCGGUCCAUGACCCGAACAACCUGCUGAAUCCCCUUCAUCCCUCCAUCACGCCGUGCGGAGUCGUCGACAAGGCCACGCCCCAGCCAGGUGCCAACAUAAACCGAUACACCGCGGGAUCGAAGAAGAAGACUGGCUACAAGAGCGCGCGCAAAGGCAGACACAACGGCAAACUCAGGACCAAUGGCAACAACAGUGCCACCUGGCAGCCAACUCUUUCCCUGGUGGUACUUCCCGCGGCCGAAUCGUUCACGCCUCGCAACACCCCUGGCACGGUUGCCGCCAACGGAGCAAAGACAGAGUACCCCCGCGACGCGAAGACAGGAGAGGUGAUCCCGGUACCGCUCUCAGAGAUCGGAAAGGCAUCUCGGUUCGGGGACAAGUCACUGGGGGAUUCCGAGAGCAAGUGCAAUGUCUUCGAGGUGGUGCUCCAGAGCAAGGAGCCAACGGAGGGCGAAGCUGCCGGCUCAUGCGAGAGGGUGCUUUGGAGUGAGUUAGGCGGAGAGUAUCCGGGUUUCCGGAGAGAGACAACCGGUGAAGCGCCGAUUGCCGUCCACGUGCGUGUUGAUGGGGCAGGCGCAGCCGAGGACCACAUGCUCGGGCUGUCAGGCAAACCUAAUUCCGUUGAUGUGGUUGUUAGGACAGGCCGAUCGUCGACUAUUUGAGCAGAACCAAUAGACGAAGUGUUGGUGUACACAGUACGGUGUGCGUGGAUAGAGCCGGACGUCGUGAGUGGCUUGAAGCUAAUGAAUAGGGGCGCAGUUCGACGUUACAUUCCCGCGGUAGGCAGUGAGCGUCCGGAAGGCUGAAGCAUGUGCGCUUCGCUACAGGACUCAGCUCCGCUAGUCGGCAUAUGCGGCAGGAGGAUGGCGAUGAAAGGAGUCCGGUGACAGGCCCCGAAGCGGCAAGCCCGGGCUAGUCGGCUAGUCGGUCUGAGGAUACGAGAGGAUGCAGAGCGCGCUCAUGCCCCGCGUCGACUCUGCGAGAUUUAAU